Molecule: messenger RNA, 1175 nt
Organism: Etheostoma spectabile (orangethroat darter)
Lineage: Eukaryota; Metazoa; Chordata; Actinopteri; Perciformes; Percidae
Product: four and a half LIM domains protein 3
Exons: 6
Coding region: 284-1123 (279 amino acids)
Biological process (GO): actin cytoskeleton organization
Cellular component (GO): Z disc; stress fiber; nucleus
Molecular function (GO): transcription coregulator activity; actin binding
Source: RefSeq, a predicted model, not a curated record
AGGUGACAGAAAGACAGAGGGAGUGGAAAGACAGAGGAGCAAGGGGCGGUGUUAGAGGGAAUGGUUUGGUUUGGACGCUCCAGAUGCUCCAGUCAGUGGAAACCCGUCCGUUUGCAGCUCGCAGGAGUUUCACGGACGAUUUGUCAUCUUAUCUGUCAUUUCAUACACCAGAGCAGCACGAGCACACAUAUACACACACACACACACACACACUGCCCGCAUAGACUCCUGUGAUCAUCUCCAGAGGCUGCUGGUGCGCAAAGAGAGCCAGAAGAAAGACAUCAUGAGUGACCGGUUCAACUGCAAAAACUGUAACGAGUCCCUGUGCGGACGCAAAUACAUCCAGGUGGAGGACAACCCUCACUGCAUCCCCUGUUACGACCGCCUGUACGCCAACACCUGCCAGGAAUGUAAAGAAAUCAUCGGCCAUAAUGCCAAGGAGCUCUUCUAUGAGAACAGACAUUACCACGCGCACUGUUUCCGCUGUUUCCACUGCGACCGCUCUCUGGCAGACGAACCUUUCACCAGCCAGGAGGAUGUCCUGGUGUGCAGCGACUGCUACUGCAGCGAGUAUUCCUCCAAGUGUGUGUCCUGCGACAAGAUAGUCAUGCCAGGAUCAAGGCUGUUGGAGUACGGCGGCUCCACGUGGCACGAGGACUGUUUUAUGUGUCACAGCUGCGAGAAGCCAAUCGGUGCAGAGGCCUUCAUCCCAGACAACAACAACUACUACUGUGUGCCGUGCUACGAGGGCAGGGUUGCUCCUCAGUGCAGCCACUGCAAAAAGGCUUUGACUAAAGGCGGGGUGACCUACAAGGACGAGGUGUGGCACAAAGAGUGUUUUCUCUGCACGGGCUGCAAAGCUCCGCUGGCUGGCCAACCCUUCACCUCGCAGGGGGAAAGUCCGUACUGCGUCAAGUGUUUCAGCAGCCUGUAUGCCAAAAAGUGUGCCGGCUGCAACACGGCCAUCACAGGGUUUGGAGAUGGGAAGUACGUUUCUUUCGAGGACCGGCAGUGGCACCAGCCGUGCUUUAAGUGUUCACGUUGCUCCGUGUCGCUGGUCGGCUCCGGGUUCUUCCCCGACCGCGACAAGAUUCUGUGUACAGACUGCAACAACGACGACUGACCGCCACUGACCACCCCUGCAGUAAAUAUCAAACGCUGCCGACACUAGCAGA